GUUUCUAGACAUCUUCAUACUUAAACAUCUUUGAGUCUACUCUCCGUUAGUUCUGGUCUGUGGACGCGAGUAGUGUUCUGGGACUGUACGAGGGGCCUUCAAAAGGAAUUUUAAAUCAUGUCUGAAGCGGACUUUGAUAAGGCUGCAGAGGAGGUGAAGCAGCUGAAGGCUAAGCCAGCAGAUGGAGAGAUGCUCAGGGUCUACGCUCUGUUCAAACAGGCCAAAGUGGGCGACGUCAACACCGCUCGUCCUGGGAUGCUGGAUUUCACUGGGAAAGCCAAGUGGGACGCCUGGGAGAAAGAGAAAGGAAAGAGCAAAGAGGAUGCCAGGAAGGAGUACAUUGCCUUGGUAGAGGAGCUGAAAGGGAAGUACGGAGUCUAAGAACUGACUGACUGACCAGGCCGACCGCUGGCAGUGUAGAACCAUGACCUCUGUGGUCAGCCCACACCUUGUCCCUGUGAAGUGCCUUAAUCCCAAGGAGUAUGCCCUUUUCUGGGGCAAAUACAUAUGUCAAAUACUUUGUAAUUCUAGAGGUGCACUUGGUUUAGCAGAGGUGCGUGCAGGGUGGUUGGAGUUUGCACUUUUUGGACUAUUCAAAUGGUUCCAUUGUACUGAACUACCUAAAUCAAGAGCACCUCAAUUGACAUAUGUGUUUUACCCAGGAAUGUUUGCUACUGUGUAUUGCAUGUGAAUGCUGAAUGCCUAGUGUGGACCGCCUAUGGUCACACUGAGAAUACAGGACCAACAAGCCACCGCUACGGACAGAGACAAACCGUCCUCCACCAGCAACUUUCUAGUGAAUGUUCUCAACUGGUUGUUCAGCCCACAACCUCCAUAAAGUCUAAAUUUGUUUUAACA
This is a messenger RNA of Coregonus clupeaformis (lake whitefish), 858 nucleotides long. RefSeq names its product acyl-CoA-binding protein. Gene Ontology annotation, biological process: fatty acid metabolic process. The record is from RefSeq and is a predicted model, not a curated record. NCBI's taxonomy places the organism in Eukaryota, Metazoa, Chordata, Actinopteri, Salmoniformes, Salmonidae. Gene Ontology annotation, molecular function: fatty-acyl-CoA binding. The coding region runs from base 118 to 381 and encodes 87 amino acids. The transcript is spliced from 4 exons.